Molecule: messenger RNA, 465 nt
Organism: Gongylonema pulchrum
Lineage: Eukaryota; Metazoa; Nematoda; Chromadorea; Rhabditida; Gongylonematidae
Source: the annotation of a GenBank genome assembly
CUAACAACUGGUGACACGAGGAAGCGUUUUGCCCGUACGGGAUAUCUCGGUUUUUUGAAGCAAACGCAGUCCAUAACGGCUGAUGGAGAUUUGCAUGACGCAGUGUUUGUUGUGGGUGCAUUGGAUGAGGCACUGAUGUUGCGUGGAAUGAGAUACCAUCCCGUUGAUAUUGAAGCUACUGUUAUACGAGCCCACAGAAAAAUUAUUGAAUGUGCUGUAUUCACUUGGACGCACCUUUUGGUUGUGGUUGCCGAAACAGACAGUGCGGAAACGGAAGCGUUGGAUCUUGUGCCGGCUAUAACAUCGGCUGUUUUGGAAGAACAUCACGUAAUAGUUGGUGUUGUGGUGAUCGUUGAUCCCGGUGUGGUACCAAUCAAUAGCAGAGGAGAAAAGCAACGAAUGCAUUUACGGGACGCUUUUUUGAGAGAUCUUCUUGAUCCGAUUUAUGUUGCUUAUAAUAUGUAG